AGCAGCCAUUUCUUUGAUCAUUGCAUUACUUUGAGCCAGAGAACUUGGUAGCCAAAAAUGUUUCAGGACAUUUCCCAAACUGAUUCAGCAUCCAAUUUUCCUGCUUUUAUCCACAAGAGAAGAGAAAGGGCGGAAUAUCACCGAACAUGCCGUCUGGACACAAACAAUCCACAGAGCGUCCUGCAUGUCGUUGGCACAUCUUUAAAGGCAAAUUUGAACAGGAGCGCCCCUCCUGGAUCCCACUUCUUCUCAGUGAAGUGCACUGCCAAUGUUAAAUUCGAACUCUGCCCUCCACUUGGGGAGUCAUCCCAACCGGCCCUGGUACCCCUUAGAGGAAACUCAGUCAUACUCAUCAGCAUGAACCAUGCCAGCCAAUCUGAAAGAGAGGAUAAGCUGUCCGUAUACUAUUAUGGAAGUGAAAGUACCAGGAAGGUUUUGGGGAGAGCAGUUCUACAUCUUACUGCCAUUGAGAUCUCUCUUGACGUGGAUGCUGACAGAGAUGGUAUUGUGGAGAAAAACAACCCGCAUAAGGAAUCAUGGACAUGGGGUCCCAAUGGGCAUGGAGCUAUCCUUCUGGUCAACUGUGAUGCAGAAAAGACAGACAACAAGUCACCAGACAGUGAGGAUCCCCGCAUAGUCAAAGUGGCAGAUCUUAAGGACAUGUCGCUCAUGGUGCUGCGGACCAGAGGACCUGCCGAACUUCCAGAAGGCUACAAACUCACCAUGCACAUCUCUCAGGGAGACGCAGAGAGUGUUCGAGUCUUCAGAGCUGCAUCCCAUGAAGUGGUUAAGAGCAGCCUGCAGAAAAUUUUUAGUUCCUUUGUAAAGGACUAUCCAUUGGUGCUAAGCAGUGAGGUGCUGUCCAAGGAAGUGCCUUACCUUGGAGGCUCAGCAGAAAUGAACUUCUAUGUGGAGGGUCUGAGGUUUCCUGACAAGGACUUUGAUGGGCUCAUCACCAUCAACCUUAGCUUACUGCAGCCAGUGAAGGAGGGCAUUCCUGAGACGCCCAUUUUUACAGACAAAGUGGUGUUCAGAGUGUCACCAUGGAUCAUGACACCCAACACCCUCCAGCCUGUGGAGGUGUUUGUCUGCAGUACAUCUGAUAACUAUGAGUUCCUCAAAGGAAUGAAGACUCUUGUUGCACGUUCUGGGUACAAGCUGAAGAUCUGCCAUGAAUACCUGAACAGAGGAGACCGCUGGAUGCAAGAUGAAGUGGAAUUUGGUUACAUCGAUUCACCCCAUCACUCAUUUCCUGUGGUUUUGGAUUCCCCCAGAGACGGAAGUCUUGAUGACUUUCCUUAUAAUGAACUAUUGGGCCCUGACUUUGGGUAUGUGACCAGAAUGGCUGAGAGAAAAGAUGUGAGCAGCCUGGACUCGUUCGGUAAUCUGGAGGUCAGCCCUCCCGUCACAGUGAAUGGAAAAAAAUACCCUCUGGGCAGAAUCCUCAUUGGGGUUGCCUUCCCAACGGCAACUAAGGGACGAAACAUGACCAAAGUGGUUCAAGACUUUUUGUGGGCUCAGAAGGUUCAGGAGCCUGUUGCCUUGUUUUCUGACUGGCUCUGUGUUGGUCACAUUGAUGAAUUCAUGAGCUUUGUUCCGGCUCCCGACAGAAAGGGCUUUCGUCUGCUGCUGGCCAGCCCAGACGCAGGCUACAAAUUAUUCAGAGGACUGCAUAUUGACGGGCAUGGACAAGCCAAGAUGUUUGAUGGUGUGAAAAAUGAAGUGCAUGUGACAGUGGAUGAUAUCCUGAACGAUGAAAAUCUGCGAGAUGAAAAUAACUACGUACAGAGCUGCAUUGACUGGAACAGGGAUGUUCUGAAAAGAGAGCUGGGCCUGGAUGAUGAUGACAUUAUUGACCUCCCAAUUCUUUUUAAGCUGGAUGACGAGGAUGGCUCCAGAGCAGUGGCUUACUACCCUGAUAUGGUCAACAUGAUUGUUUUGGGAAAAAACCUCGGCAUUCCAAAGCCGUUUGGCCCCAAGGUGAAUGGACGCUGUGCCCUGGAGACCGAGAUGUGCUCCCUGAUGGAGGGCCUGGGUCUCAACUGCACCUUCAUUGACGACUUCACCUCCUACCAUAAACUGCUGGGAGAGGUUCACUGUGGCUCCAACGUCCUCAGAAAGCCUUUUGACUUCAAAUGGUGGAACCUCGAGCUGUGAAUUAAAAACUAAAAACGGUAAAACGUA
This is a messenger RNA of Gambusia affinis (western mosquitofish), 2184 nucleotides long. It is a transcript of the gene padi2, whose product is annotated as peptidyl arginine deiminase, type II. Gene Ontology annotation, cellular component: cytoplasm. Bases 58 to 2157 code for a protein of 699 amino acids. The transcript has 16 exons. Lineage: Eukaryota; Metazoa; Chordata; Actinopteri; Cyprinodontiformes; Poeciliidae. The record is from RefSeq and is a predicted model, not a curated record. Gene Ontology annotation, molecular function: calcium ion binding; protein-arginine deiminase activity.